AUGGCUUCGUCUGCGCCACAGGGAUCCGUCGAUCCUCUCGCCGGGAAAGAUCCGGCGAAGGCGUUAACUGCCGUAGCAUCUGGAUUCUUCGAUAAUGUGAAGAAGAACAAGCAGAGCUUCUUCCAGUUCGCCGCCAUGACUGGAAUUCUGCUUCUGAGCUUCCGAUCAGUAAGUCAGAAGUACCGAAUUCACGAUCUGGAGGAAGACACAUCCGUUCUCAAGAAGGAGAAAGAUAGUUUGACGGAUCGCAUGAGUAAAAUCAAGAGCGACCUUCUGCAUCAAGCGUCGAUUGACUCUACCGGCGCCUUUGCUUCUCGACUCCGCUUACUUUUCGGCGACGAGAAUAAGUGA
Molecule: messenger RNA, 351 nt
Organism: Microthlaspi erraticum
Lineage: Eukaryota; Viridiplantae; Streptophyta; Magnoliopsida; Brassicales; Brassicaceae
Source: the annotation of a GenBank genome assembly